AUGUCGUUCUCGACGGGAAAAUCCCUCCGCAAGGCGUCGCUGCAGCCGGGCACGGCACCUGUCAUUAGUGUCGACGCGCCGGCCGUGCGCCGGUCGUCGCUCGGCCUCUCCACGUCCAUGAUCUACCCGCAGUCCCCUGCGGAGCGGCACGAGUCGGUCAAGGUCACGCGCGCAAUGGAGGAGCGGUACGGCUUCAACUUUCUCACCAACGAAUUCUCGACAAACGCGAGCUUGGAGAAAGAGUACCAAGCGUACUGCACCGAGAUCAAUUUGAACCCGGCUUGCAACUCGAGCAUCCUCCUCUGGCUGCUCUGGAUCGUCACGAGCUUGAUUGAGCUCCCCAAACUCAUUGGCGGCGACGCGACGGAGCGGUCGAUCUCGCUCACGAGCCUCCUCUUCUCGCUGCCCGUCCUGGUGGCCACGCCAUUUCUCGUCAUGAUCGUCCGCAACAAAAAGUACCAAGACCGCAUGCAGCUCAUCUUUUGCAUUCUCGUCCAUUUCUGUGCCUUCUCGCUCCUUGGAUCCGGCCUCGUGUGUGCGAGUCAAUUCACAUUGCACAUUGCCCAGCGCGACAUUGGCGGCAUCGAAUCGAUGGCGGCCAAUAUGAGCGCGGUCGCCGCCUCCUUCUGUGGGUACGUGGCGUCGGCCUACCCCGCUUCGUUUGUCGGCAACCUCACCGGCCAAGUCAUGGUGUCGACCCCGAACGCGCUCGUCGUGUACAACAGCGUCGCGCUCAAUAGCUCGCAGAGCUUUGGUCUCAACAACUACUCGAGCUUUUGGAGUUAUCCCGAUCGGACGGGCACGCUUCAAAUGACACUCGACUACUAUGUCACGGACGUCGUGCUGCCGAUUGCGCAGCUGAAUGCGAAUUUGGUUCGACCGCUCAUCAUCCUUCUCAUUGCGCCGCUCUUCAAGCUUGACACAUAUUACUUUAUCGCAACGGCACUCACGACCAACUUGUGCUACUUUAUCUUUCUCUCGCUCGUGUUCCCGGUCACGUCCGAUCAGUACCUCAUUCGCAACAAGUUCUACCUCGUCUUUGUACUCGCGGGCCUCUCGUCCAUCAUGGCGAUCCGCGUGCGUCAAACCGACCGGUUUAUGCGGCUCAACUUUUUGCACAUUCGAUCGGUCGAAGAAAAAGUGCGCAUCGCCCAAGAACAAAAAGAGCAAAUUCAAAAUGAAAACCGGUCCCUCAAACGCAUGCUCGAAGCGCAGACCGGCCACGGCAGCGACGCGUUGGAUUUAGACUCGCCCAUGGCCAAGGUUAUCACGGACCUCACCAAGAUCCAGCAGUCGCCCAACCUCGACGCCGGGCUUCAGCAGCACCUCAACGAGAUUGUGACCUUGCUCACCAAGCAGGGCCACAACCUUUUUGCGCCCGACAUUCACGAACAACUCAAAAUGAAGCGCGAAGUGGACCUCGAUGCGGAUACCAAGGGCUGGGCCACAACCGUCCUCGCGAGCAAAUCGUACCAGCGCAACAACAACCGGCGGUCCUCGACGCAAAGCGACGAAGAGUCGGUCCAGCCCGUCAUGACGCUGCGACCUGAAGUGCGCCUGCCCGACGAAGCGAUCUUGAGCAAAGUCAACGACAUGAUGAAAGCGGGUGGCUGGAACGUCGACAUCCACGCCGUUUCGGAGCUCUCGCAUGGGAAACCGAUUUCCUACGUGACGUAUGUCAUCUUUGAGCGCCACAACAUGUUCAGCUUUUGCUCGGUCGAGAAACACACGAUGAUCAACUUUUUCUGGUUCAUCGACGCCGGGUACCUCCCCAACCCCUACCACAACAAUUGCCACGCGGCCGACGUGGUCAACUAUGUCGAGUUUAUGAUCUCGACCGUCGACAAUGGGUUCUUCCUGACGCUCCUCAACAUCCAAGAAGUGUUUGCCGCGAUUGUGGCCGCCGCGAUCCACGACUUUCGUCAUCCGGGCAAAAGCAAUAAUUUUCUCGUCAAGAGUCAGCACAGCCUCGCCGUGCGCUACAGCGACUCGUCGGUGCUCGAGCGCAUGCACUUGGCCGAGUCGUUCUUUCUUGCGUCCGAGCGCGACUUUAACAUCUUUAGUGGCAUGAAGCCCAAGCAGUACACGGAAGUGCGCAAGGCCAUCAUCGAGAUGGUGCUGACCACGGAUCUUUCGGUGCAUUUGCAGCUCGUCGGGUCGCUCAAGGCUGCACUUCUCUCGCAGAACCGCAACGACGUGAUGGACUCGCCCAUGAUGCUCAUGAAGAUCAUCAUCAAGUGCGCCGACGUCGGGCACUCGUCCAAGUCGACGCAGCUCCACGCGCGCUGGUCGGAGCUCAUCAUUGAAGAGUUCUUCCUCCAAGGCGACGAGGAGAAGGAGCUUGGCAUGGAGAUCUCGCCGUUCAUGAACCGGUCGCUCGAGAACAGUGCCAAGAACCAACUGGGCUUUUUCGAGUUUAUCAUUCUGCCGUUCUUUGAUGUGGUGGCCGAAAUCGUCUUCACGCCAGGCUUCAAGCCGAUUCUGGACCAAGUGCACAUCAACUACAAUUUGUGGAAGAAGGCAGAGACAAUGCAGCUCAAGUCCAUCAAGGACAUCCUCGAUCAAGUGUUUUACGUGGACGAGCACGCGACCAACUCGAUGAGCCGAAUAUCGUUUCUGCCAAAGCAGCCGCCAACGCCGGGCAGCCCGACGAGCAACGCGAUCUCGUAGCCACUAUCUAUUGCCGUGUAUAAUGCAAAAGUAGAUGCUUUCUUAUCACUA
Messenger RNA from Saprolegnia parasitica CBS 223.65, 2721 nucleotides. RefSeq lists its product as hypothetical. Gene Ontology annotation, biological process: signal transduction. Gene Ontology annotation, molecular function: 3',5'-cyclic-nucleotide phosphodiesterase activity. Lineage: Eukaryota; Oomycota; Saprolegniomycetes; Saprolegniales; Saprolegniaceae. The record is from RefSeq and is a predicted model, not a curated record. The transcript has 10 exons. Bases 1 to 2670 code for a protein of 889 amino acids.